This is a messenger RNA of Chironomus riparius, 4520 nucleotides long. The record is from the annotation of a GenBank genome assembly. Lineage: Eukaryota; Metazoa; Arthropoda; Insecta; Diptera; Chironomidae.
UUGAAAUUUAAUUCACAGAAUAUUCUUAUUUUCUCGUUAAAUAAUUAAUUGAAUGUUUAAGAAAUAGACUAAUGUGACAGAAAGAAGUUAAGAAUUAAUAACUAGUGUAGUCGUUUACAAAUUAUGCCAAGAAUUGUUGACGAAAAGGGAAAACAGACGAAACUUUCCAAUUUUUUUAGCGCGCGAAUUAAAAAUGAUGAUCCUGAAGUUACUAUCAUUAAUUCUGACGUAAAUAUCAUUAAAACUAAGCCCCCAAAUCCAUUCAAAUUGCGUAAAUCCGUAACAAAUACAGCAAUAGACAUUUCAUCUGAUGAUGACAAAACUCCAAAGAAGGAUAAGAAUCAUAUAAAUAGCAAUGAUAUUAAAGAGAAUCUAGUUAAACUAUCAAAUGAAAUGGAUGACAAGAAGCCAUUAACUUCGAAAUUUAUUUUCAAGAUAAAAUCCAAUUUAAAUUCACCAAGUACGCAACCUAUAAAAGAUCCUGCCAGUUCCAACACUGCAAAAAGUACAGUUGAUUUGACAAAAACCCAAAGCAUAUCAAGGAACAUCUUGAAGCCUAAGGAACUUCAUGAGAAAGCAAAAACUCAGUUUUCUUAUAUUGAUGAUGAUAGUUUGGAUGAUAUUCUGCCAUUGUCGAAAAAGGAACCAAAUGAAAUCAAGCCACAGCCAUUAUUUAAAAUAAAUUCAAAGCCAGCUAAAACAGUACUCAAACCAAGUUCUACAUCAUUUAAUUUAAAGCCACAAACCACAUCAACACAAAUUGUUGAAAAGACAUUUCAAGAUGAACGUGACAAACAUGUUUUCAUCCCAAAAGCGCAAAAUGUUAUAAAACCACAAGCUACAUCAACACAAAAAUUUACUGACUAUAUUGAUGAAAUUAAUAAGUCACUUUCCAGUAGCUCUGAAAAUAAUUCUACAAAUGAACUUCCAGCAUCGCCAUCAUCCAGUAAAUUUACUUUUAGAAAGUCGAGAGCCAGUUUACCAAAUCAGUCUUCCUCAGAAAAUAACAGCCAGGAAAGUGCAGUAGGAAGGAAAACCAGUCAGGAAAGUCUUAAAUUUAUUGAUCAGCUUUCAUCAGCUAUUACUUCUCUUAAGGAAAAUGGCUCACCGAUUAAAAUUAACAAAGUAAAGGAAGAGUUUGUCGACUUAAAUACCUCAACACCAGAAAUAAAAGCAGUCAGCAAAUUAAAUUUUUGCAAGGAUGUCAUAAAACUGCCUGAAAGUCCUACUAGCAAAGUGACAAUUUCGAAAUUAAAUUUAAAAGUUGAAGCGGAUGAAAUAAUUUCGGAAAUAGACACAACAUCGAUGUCAUUGUACAAUUUUGAUUUGCAGCAUAUUAAGGAUGAAAAAUUAAGAUAUUUGGAAUAUUACUACAAUGCUCACAGCAACGCUCCUUUAUCAAUUUUUGAGUCAGUAAAGGAUUACAAUAAGACAUUAACAAUUAAAUUAAAAGGAGUAAUUCAGUCUCUUGAUCGUAGACAAAAGCUGAAAGAAAAUGAAGAACCUGUAACUCGAAAAUCAGAUAGUGUAUUACUUAAACCCAAACAAUUUAAAAAUGAAGAUAUUCGAAGAUCUGAUAAUGUGCCUAUAAAGUCUGAUAAUUUCAAACCACGAGAAUCUACCCAAAAUCGUGUUGAUUCAUUGAAAAAUUAUAAUUAUCAGCCACCAAAAUAUUCAUACGACGAUGAUGAUGAUCAGUUUGACAUUGAUCAAAUUAUGGAUGAUAUUGAAGAUGAGAGGAAGAGAACUGAUGGUAAAUUUAAUAAUAGCUAUGUAGAUAUUCGUGCCACAUCCUCAACAUUAUCAAAUAAUGCCAAAUUUGAGCCUCGAAUUAAUAUGAAAAAUAAUAUUCCGACAAAGGAAACGCUUGCGAACAUUUAUGAUGAGCAUUUGGAUGAUGAUGGAUUUCCAAUCAUCGAUUAUAGCCAACUUGUUGAUGUUCCUUCAACUCCAAAACCAUCUACAUCCAAACAGUCUUCAAGUAAUAAUGACAAUAGUAAUAAAACUAAAAAGGACACUGUUGAUUCAAUGGUUCCUGAUAAUAUUUCGGAUAUAUCCAUCAAAACGACAUUUUCACUUGGAAAGUUCAACACAAAUAUUAGGAAUGAUGGAAUUACUGGCGAAUUUGAUAAUGAAAAUUAUGAAUUUUCAAGGGAUUUAAGGAAUGCUUUCCGAUUAAAAUUCGGUUUGAAGCAAUUUAGACAGAAUCAGUUGCCAGCAAUUAAUGCUACAUUACUUGGAAAAGAUUGCUUUAUUUUGAUGCCAACGGGUGGUGGUAAAUCAUUAUGUUAUCAAUUAACUGCUGUUAUGGGUAGAGGAGUUACUAUUGUCAUUAGUCCUUUGAAAAGUUUAAUUUUGGAUCAAGUUAACAAGCUUAAGUCACUCGAUAUAAAAGCAGCAGCACUGUCAGGAGAUAUAUCUCAAAAUGAUUCAAGGUUAAUUUACAGCGAUUUAAACCAAAUGCAUCCAACGAUCAAGCUUCUUUAUGUCACACCUGAGAAGAUUUCUGCUUCAUCAUUCUUCCAAGAUACUUUAACAUCACUUUAUUCUCGAGACAAUCUUACGCGUAUCGUCAUUGAUGAAGCUCAUUGUGUCAGUACAUGGGGACACGAUUUUAGACCAGAUUAUAAAAGACUUGGAGAAUUAAAGAGAAGAUUUCCAAACGUUCCUGUUAUGGCUUUAACGGCAACAGCAACUGAACGUGUUCGCACUGAUGUCAAGCAUCAAUUAGGAAUACAAAACUGUAAAUUGUUCCUUUCAAGCUUUAAUCGAUCGAAUUUAAAAUACAUUGUGUCACCUAAAGCUGGCGCUAAAACACUACAGGAUAUAAUAUGCUUAAUUAAGUCUAAAUUCCCUCGAGCUAGUGGAAUUAUUUACUGUCUGUCUCGUAAAGAUUGUGAUACAAUGGCACAAAAAUUACAACUUGCAAAUAUUUCUGCAAUUAGUUAUCAUGCUGGCAUGAGUGAUAAGAAUCGUGAAAAGGCACAAGAAGACUGGAUUACUGAUAAGUUUCGUGUCGUUUGUGCAACAAUCGCAUUUGGUAUGGGAAUUGAUAAGCCUGAUGUACGUUUUGUGAUUCAUUAUUCACUGCCGAAAAGUAUUGAGGGAUAUUAUCAAGAAUCAGGACGUGCUGGUCGUGAUGGAGGAUUGUCAACAUGCAUUCUGUAUUACUCUUAUGCUGAUAAGAUGCGUUAUGUCGGGAUGAUGGCAAAUGAACCACAAGCUGUUAAACAAGUAUCAAUGAAUAAUCUCGAUCUAGUUGUUAAUUUCUGCGAAAAUAUGCUGGACUGUAGACGAGUAUUACAGCUUAAUUAUUUUGGUGAACAUUUUACAAGAGAGCAAUGCUUAGAGAAUCGACAAUCAGCUUGUGACAAUUGUACAAGAGUAUUACAGUAUAAAACUAUGGAUGUUACAGACAUUGCUAAAAAUAUUGUCGCGACUGUUGCUGAAAUUUGUUCGAGACAUGGUCUUACAAUUCUUCAAUUAGUGGAUGUCUUUAAAGGAGCAUUAACAAAGAAAAUAACUGAUGCAGGUCACCAAAUGGCAAAAGGACAUGGUUCUUUAAAGCAAUGGGAACGAAAUGACAUCCAAAGAAUUCUUCACAAAUUAGUCAUCGAGAAUUAUUUACGAGAAGAAAUUACAGUCAUUAAAGACAUUCCAAUAUCUUAUGUUAAAGUUGGAAAAAAUGUUGCACAGUUAAUGGCUAAUAAUAAGAAAAUUGAGUUUGCAAUUAUUGAGAAAAAAUUCGGAAUUGCUACAUCUAAGAAAGCUGACGUUCCAGUCAGACGAUCUAGUAGUGACGAAGAAUUUAAUAAUAAAAUCAGUGCAUUACGUGAUAGAUGUUAUCAUGAUCUUAUGGAUAUUGCACGAUCAAUUGCUGAUGAACGAAACUUGACAAUUCAGCAAGUCAUCAACAUGGAAGCUUUACGACAAAUGUCAAUUCAAAUGCCAGAAACAGAAGAGGACAUGCUUCAAAUUCCUCAUAUCACAAAAGCCAAUUACGAAAAAUAUGGCAAAAAGUUUUUGGAUGCAAUUGUUCCUUAUUCAGCACAACAAAGUGCCUAUGAAAUGGAUCGUGCUGAAGAAAAUGCAAAUCUCAAUCAAGGAAAUAAUAAUUAUAUGAAUGGAAGUGACGAUGAAUAUGCAAAUUCACAAGAUUGGGAGCAGUUAGGCAGAGAAGCAUCAACAAGUGGAACUCAAAAAGGAUAUAAAAGAAAGUCUAGUUCCAAUUGGGGCAAAUCAAUCACAAAGAAAUACAAAAGAUCGAAAAGCGGAGCUAAAAGGAAGGGAAAAUCGCCUGUCAAGAGACAAAAUUCAGGAAGUGCAGCAAAGAAAAAGGUUUUUAAGGGAUUAAUGCCUACUCCUCGACCAACAUUUUAAGAGAAUCAAUUUGAUUCAACUAGAGCGAAGGGGUAAAAAUUAAACUAGAUUUUAAGUUUUUUUUACAAUUUUUUUUAAAUUCGCAAAUUAAGCUUAAAAUAAAAAUGUCAUUUAAACAUACAGUAUUUGACUACUCUUAA